Marmota flaviventris (yellow-bellied marmot) is the source of this 780-nucleotide messenger RNA. RefSeq names its product selection and upkeep of intraepithelial T-cells protein 9-like. The record is from RefSeq and is a predicted model, not a curated record. Gene Ontology annotation, biological process: T cell receptor signaling pathway; regulation of cytokine production. Gene Ontology annotation, cellular component: external side of plasma membrane. Lineage: Eukaryota; Metazoa; Chordata; Mammalia; Rodentia; Sciuridae. Gene Ontology annotation, molecular function: signaling receptor binding.
AUGGCGCCUGCAACUUCCUCUUUUUCUGGGUACUUCAUGGCCAUUCUUCUCUUACAGAUGGAAAUACUCACCUCAGCUAUAGGCACAGACAUACAGAUUAGUGUUCAGGUUUCUGACACAGAGGGGCUGCUGGUGGAAUGUGACUCAGGAGGGUGGUUCCCACAAGCUGAGAUGACGUGGAGAGACAGCAGUGGAAAUACAAUUCCACACUCAUCAAAAUAUUACUCUCAGGAUGGAACUGGAUUAUUACACCUGAAGAUGAGUGUUCUUCUCAAAAACAGCACCCAUGGUCCCGUCACUUGCUGCUUUUACAACCCAGCCACUGGCCAGGAGAAAAGAGCAGGUAUUGUCAUAUCAGUUCUACAGAAUAGAAGAACUUGCUUUCAAGUUGUGCUUCAGGGUCUUCCUUUAGUGUUACAUGUGGCCUUCUUACCUCUCUACUUCAGGUUCAGGAGCAGAGGCUUUAUUUCAGAUGACCUGUACUCAUUGUAUUGUGGAUGGAUAUGGGAUCUAUGCAUAAUGUUGACUGUAUUGAUGGUGUUUUUCUCUGUGCUUAUUCUCACUCUACUUAACAUAUCAACAUAUUGGCCUCAAGUAGAUUUGGAGGACACUAAUGGAAUUAACAUGAAGAGACCUGACAUGUACAAAUUGGGCUUAUCACACCCAGCUAUCUCCACCCCUGAACAGGAUGGGAAUGACCAGACUGUAUCAGAAAGGAUGAAGUUGUCCAUUAGGGAGCACACUUCCAGAACAGUCUUUAGAUGCCAGCCUUCAGAGUGA